GUCACUCCUGUCAGCACUGGCCGGCUGCCAGACCGCCUGAGCCAGACAGCUGAGGACCCGAAAGACGGAAAGACGGGGGAUCCCGGCCCAGCACGCCCAUUUAUUGACCCAAAUCUCGGCCUGUUUGCUGCGCGCAAUGGCAAAGACGUACGAUUACCUCUUUAAACUGUUGCUUAUCGGUGACAGCGGCGUGGGGAAGACGUGUCUGCUGUUUCGAUUCAGCGAAGACUCUUUCAAUACCACCUUCAUAUCCACCAUAGGCAUAGACUUCAAAAUCAGAACAAUAGAGUUGGACGGAAAGAGAGUCAAACUUCAAAUUUGGGACACUGCAGGCCAGGAGCGCUUUCGCACCAUCACGACAGCUUACUACAGAGGAGCCAUGGGAAUCAUGCUCGUCUAUGACAUCUCCAACGAGAAGUCAUUUGAAAACAUUCAAAACUGGAUCAGGAAUAUUGAAGAGCACGCCUCAUCGGACGUUGAGAAGAUGGUCCUGGGUAACAAAUGUGACAUGACUGAUAGGCGGCAAGUGUCCAAAGACAGAGGUGAAAAACUGGCUAUUGAUUACGGCGUCAAGUUCCUGGAAACCAGUGCAAAGACGAGUCUGAACGUAGAAGAGGCGUUUUAUACCAUGGGAAGAGACAUCCUGCACAAUCUGAGCUCAAAGACAACUGAAAACAGUGCUGGAGGAUCUGGAAAAGCAGUCAAGAUCACUGAGAAGAAGUCCAAGAGGAUCAAAUUCCUCAAGUGUACGCUCAUCUAGACCGCCCGGUGCACACUCUUGUGUGACUUUGCUCUUUUCGGGGGCGCUCUUUGCUCUUCAGUGUAACUUUGGAGGGGGCUCCUCAGUUUUGCCGGGGUGGGGGAGGCGGGAGGGGGAGCUCAGCCCCAGCUCGAGCCCACGGGUUCCCACACACAAGGGCUCGUCUGACUUGAAGACGCUCGACGAGGAACUGAGGUCUGAAACUGUGAUGGUCAACUGUGAUGGUCAGUUAGGACUUGUUUGUAGCCGACGCCUCCGAGGAGUCUUGUUUUCUGUUUCGACAUUACCUCACUUAUUCAAACCAUAGUGUUCUUAUACAUUUACAAUAACAAAUGCCUCGCAUUUAUUCACUUUGUAGCACUACUUUUAUACCUUGUGCCAUAUUGACCACGAGGAUGCUGUGCGACAUGCAUAUCAAGUCCCAGCAAUGAUUGUAUCUGUGUAUAUAAGUUCAUGACUUGAAGGCAUUAGAAUAGAUGUAUAAAUGUAUAAAGUUAAUGUGUUGUUUAAAAAAAUAAAAAAAAUUAUAACUUA
This is a messenger RNA of Phyllopteryx taeniolatus (common seadragon), 1294 nucleotides long. Its product is annotated as ras-related protein Rab-8B. Gene Ontology annotation, cellular component: synaptic vesicle; trans-Golgi network transport vesicle; plasma membrane. The transcript is spliced from 8 exons. The record is from RefSeq and is a predicted model, not a curated record. The coding region runs from base 137 to 760 and encodes 207 amino acids. Gene Ontology annotation, biological process: cellular response to insulin stimulus; protein secretion; protein localization to plasma membrane. Lineage: Eukaryota; Metazoa; Chordata; Actinopteri; Syngnathiformes; Syngnathidae. Gene Ontology annotation, molecular function: GTP binding; GTPase activity.